Phacochoerus africanus (Common warthog) is the source of this 3291-nucleotide messenger RNA. It is a transcript of the gene PKN3, whose product is annotated as protein kinase N3. NCBI's taxonomy places the organism in Eukaryota, Metazoa, Chordata, Mammalia, Artiodactyla, Suidae. Gene Ontology annotation, molecular function: ATP binding; protein serine/threonine kinase activity; small GTPase binding. The record is from RefSeq and is a predicted model, not a curated record. Gene Ontology annotation, biological process: signal transduction; protein phosphorylation. The coding region runs from base 330 to 3035 and encodes 901 amino acids. The transcript is spliced from 22 exons.
CCCGUCCUGGGAAAUAGCCCUUCCUGUCCUUGUAUCCCGGGGUCAGUGCCGCACGGAGCGGGAACUGCGGCCGCAGAUGAAGGCCACUGGGCUCCAAAUCCCUCCCUGGGGGUCAGGAGUUGGGUCCGGGGCGCGGAUCCGGCGCGGCCGAGAGGCGGCGCUCGUCCCAGGUCCCGUCAAGGCCAGCGGACCUCCGGAGGGGGCGCCCGAUCCCGCGACUCCGGCGCCGCUUCCCGGGAAGUUUUAAGUUUGAAAGCCCUUGGCGAAGGGGCCGGGGCUUCCGGAACCGGAGUGGUCGAGAGGAGGGGCCGAGCGGCCGCAGCGACGCCAUGGAGGAGGGGGCGCCGCCGCAGCCCGGGGCGGGCCCACGGCCUCCAGAGGACGAGAAAGAGCUGAUCCGCCGGGCCAUCCAGAAGGAGCUGAAAAUCAAGGAGGGUAUGGAGAACCUGAGGCGGGUGGCCACAGACCGCCGCCACCUGGGCCACGUGCAGCAGCUGCUGCGCUCCUCCAACCGCCGCCUGGAGCAACUGCACGGGGAACUGCGGGAGCUGCAUGCCCGCAUCCUGCUGCCCGGCCCUGCUGAACCCGCGGCCUCAGGAUCUCGGCCGCUGGCAGAGCAGCCAAGGGCCCGGUACCUGGAGGCUCUACAGAGGCAGCUGCAGGUAGAACUGAAGGUCAAGCAGGGAGCCGAGAACAUGACCCACACGUGUGCCAGUGGCACUCCCAAGGAGAGGAAGCUUCUGGCAGCCGCCCAGCAGAUGCUACAGGACAGCCAGCUGAAGGUGGCCCUGCUGCGAAUGAAGAUCAGCAGCCUGGAGGCCAGCGGGUCCCCUGAGGCGGGUCCCGAGCUGCUAGUGGAGGAGCUGCAGCACCGACUACGUGUGGAGGCUGCUGUGGCCGAGGGCGCCAAGAACGUGGUGAAGCUGCUUGGGAGCCGGCGAACGCAGGACCGCAAGGGGCUGGCUGAGGCUCAGGCCCAGCUCCAGGAAUCCUCCCAGAAACUGGACCUCCUACGGCUGGCCUUGGAGCAGCUGCUGGGGGGACUGCCUCCUGCCCACCCUCUGCGCGGCAGAGUGGCCCGGGAGCUGAGGACUGCCAUGUCUGGGAACCCCCAGCCGUCGGGGACACUUGUGAAGCCCACCGCCGUGACAGGGACACUGCAGGUCCACCUCCUAGGCUGUGAGCAGUUGUUGACAGCCGUGCCUGGACGCUCCCCAGCCGCUGCGCUGGCCGGGAGCCCCUCCCAGGGCUGGCUUCGGAGCAGGGCCAAGCAGCAGCGUGGUGGAGGCGAGCUGGCCAGUGAGGUGCUGGCUGUCCUGAAGGUGGACAAUCGUGUCGUGGGCCAGACGGGCUGGGGACCUGUGGCCAAGGAGUCCUGGGACCAGACCUUUGUCAUCCCCCUGGAGCGGGCCCGAGAGCUGGAGAUCGGGGUGCAUUGGCGGGACUGGCGGCAGCUGUGCGGCGUGGCCUUCCUGAGGCUGGAGGACUUCCUGGACAAUGCCUGUCACCAGCUCUCCCUCAACCUGGUGCCUCAGGGGCUUCUCUUUGCCCAGGUGACCUUCUGUGACCCUGUCAUUGAGAGGAGGCCCCGGCUGCAGAGGCAGAAACGUAUUUUCUCCAAACGCAGAGGUCAGGACUUCCUGAGGGCGUCCCAGAUGAACCUCAGCAUGGCGGCCUGGGGGCGCCUGGUCAUGAACCUGCUGCCCCCCUGCAGCUCCCCAAGCACAAUCAGUCCCCCGAAAGGGUGUUCCCAGACCCCAACCACACCCCGGGGGGCUGCUGACCCUGCCUCGCCCAGCUCUCCCGUCUGCCAGUGCCCGGUCCUGUGUCUGCUUCCUCCCUACAGCAAUUUCCCACCCAAGAAGUCCCCCUUGCGAGAAGAGAUCCAACCCCCACCCAAGCCCCCUCGCCUCUACCUGCCCCAGGAGCCGACCCCUGAGGAGAUGCCGCGCACCAAGCGGCCCCACAUGGAGCCCAGGACUCGACCCGGGCCGUCUCUGCCAGCCUCGGCCCCCAGGAAACCCCCCCGGCUUCAGGACUUCCGCUGCUUGGCUGUGCUGGGCCGGGGCCACUUCGGGAAGGUCCUCCUGGUCCAAUUCAAGGGGACAGGGCAGUAUUAUGCCAUCAAAGCAUUGAAGAAGCAGGAGGUGCUGAGCCGAGAGGAGAUAGAGAGCCUGUACUGUGAGAAGCGGAUCCUGGAGGCUGUGGGGCGCACAGGGCACCCCUUCCUGCUCUCCCUCCUUGCCUGCUUCCAGACCUCCAGCCACGCCUGCUUCGUGACCGAGUUCGCGCCUGGGGGCGACCUCAUGAUGCAGAUCCAUGAGGAUGUCUUCCCUGAGCCCCAGGCCCGGUUCUACCUGGCCUGUGUAGUCCUGGGACUGCAGUUCUUACACGAGCAGAAGAUCAUUUACAGAGACCUGAAGUUGGAUAACCUUCUGCUGGAUGCCCAGGGUUUCCUGAAGAUUGCCGACUUUGGGCUGUGUAAGGAAGGGAUCGGCUUUGGGGACCGGACGAGCACCUUCUGCGGCACCCCAGAGUUCCUGGCCCCCGAAGUGCUGACCCAGGAGGCCUACACGCGGGCUGUGGACUGGUGGGGGCUGGGUGUGCUGCUCUAUGAGAUGCUGGUGGGCGAGUGCCCGUUCCCAGGGGACACAGAGGAGGAGGUGUUUGACUGCAUCGUCAAUACCGAUGCCCCCUACCCCCGCUUUCUGUCGGUGCAGGGGCUUGAGCUCAUUCAGAAGCUCCUCCAGAAGUGCCCGGAGAAGCGCCUGGGGGCAGGCGAGCGAGACGCUGAGGAGAUCAAGACACAGCCUUUCUUCAGGACCACCGACUGGCAGGCCCUGCUUGCCCGUGCCGUCCAGCCCCCCUUCGUGCCCACGCUCUGCAGCCCCACAGACCUGCGCUACUUCGAGGGCGAGUUCACAGGGCUGCCGCCUGCGCUGACCCCGCCUGACCCCCGCAGCCCCCUCACCGCCCGCCAACAGGCCGCCUUCCAGGACUUUGACUUCGUGUCCGAGAGAUUCCUGGAGCCCUGAAGACCUCCCAGCAUCACCACUCGCUGCCCCCAGGCUGUUAGAAUUCCUGCUGGCCCACCAGUCCGCCCGUCUGGGCGCCCUGCCCUGUAGGCCCAGCCUGGCCUGGUGUUGAUGUGCCCUUGGGACUCGAGGUGGCAGGCACAGGGCUGCCAUCAUGGGCUGCGCUCAGUCACUGGGCAAAGUGCUGCCCUCCGCCCCCCUCCCGCCCACCUCUCCUGUGUCCCCCUGGACCAGAAAGGUGGCACAGUGAGGAGUG